AUGGAAUCCUUCAUUGGUGAAGAGUGGAGUCCUCCUGAAAAUGAAAAGUUUGAGGAAGCAGUCGCUGAGGUUGAUUUUAAUGGACAAGAUUGGUUGGAGCAGAUAAAUGAAACACUCUCGACCACAAAAGAACUGACUGACCACUGCAUCAAUUUUACGAUGGAUUUGGGAUGCAUCGAUAAUGGAUGUAACUUAAUGUUGCCUGACAUUGCAUAUUCUAAUGUGACAAAGGAUGAUGAUUCAGGAUUUUUAUCGAUGGACAACCCUUUGCAAGAGAUGAAUAAAAUAGGAUCAUCAUCAUCUAACACAAGGAUGGCAGCAAAACCAGUAAUGGAAGGAGAUCCAUCAUUAUCAAUUGCUGAUGGGAUAAUAACAUUGCCAUGUUUCACGAAGCCUGAAACUAAGAAACUACCUUCACCAAUGGCAGCAGCAGAAGCAUCAGUGGAAACCAUAGCACCAACAUCGACAAAAGGGAUGCCUUGGACUGAGGAGGAGCAUAGGUUGUUUUUGAUUGGCAUGGAUGUGCAUGGAAGGGGUGAUUGGAGGAAUAUAGCCAAGAAUUUUGUUACCACGAGAACUCCAACCCAAGUUGCGAGUCAUGCACAAAAGUUUUUCAAACGUCAAUUACAGUUCAAGAAGAGAAAUAGGCCUAGCAUUCAUGAUAUCAGAAAUAUCAACAGCUCUUUGCCCACAAAGAUACGUAAGCUAAGCAUAUAUGACUUGAUAGAGUGGAAGAAACCUCUUGGCAUACCCAUUGCCAAUAAUGUC
Messenger RNA from Elaeis guineensis (African oil palm), 768 nucleotides. NCBI's taxonomy places the organism in Eukaryota, Viridiplantae, Streptophyta, Magnoliopsida, Arecales, Arecaceae. The record is from RefSeq and is a predicted model, not a curated record.